AGUGAUGUAAUUGCAGAUUCUGUCGAACUCAGCGAUUGCUUUUGAAUUUCUAUCCGAACUCAGCGAUUUACCGAGUCACAUGCUCGAGUCACUGUUUCUCCCAUCAACCGUCGCUUUUGGGCCUUCGCCAUUUCCUCUUUCGUUUCUAGGCAAUAUGGCUUCUCGUAUUUGAACUUGAAAGCAAAAAUGGCGGGCUAAGAGUUGGAAGCACAUUCAAAAUCUCUCUCUCCCUCUAUCGCUCUGUGGGGACGACGAUGCAAGGGGAAUCGGUGCGGAAGAAGAUGGAGUCUCUGCGACUGGCGUGCGAAGCAGAGAUCUCCGCCGAGCAGCGCAAAAUCGAGGCCUUCGCUUCGUCGUUUCUGGAUUCUCUGCAGUCCAUGAAGGCCAAAGCGCAAGAAACCGUCCAAAAUCAAGGAAGACUAUCGAAGUCAAAGAGCAGCUUGAAAGAAGUGGAGGAUGAGCUUGUCAAAGCUCUCGCAGUUAAGACUCGUGCUGAGGCCAAGCGAAUGGCGAUUAUGGACUCUAUCUGUGCCUUAAAAUCUAGGCAGGAGAAUCUUAGAAGAUCCGUGCAGGACCAGAAGGCCAGGAGGGAUAAGUGUGCUGCAAUCAUAUCCCAAGAAUUAAUUGCUUUGACAGCAUUUGAAGAAAAGAAUGAACAGAGAAUUUGUCAAAAGGGGGAUAUACAAGAGGCAAUUUCUUGGUACAAUAAGGUUCUUGGUUUCCAAAUUGAAGGGGUGAAGUUCAUGUUUGAUAAUAUCGAGGUAGAAAGUCCACACAAGGUGUACCUUUUCACCAUUCGCCAUGCAAAUGACAUGUAUACAUUAUUGGAAUGCAAUCCCCCAUUGGACGGCACGAAAGAAUUGAUCCAUGAGUUGAACAAAAGCAAUGAUCUAUACAAGUUUGUGAGGACUAUGAGAAGGAAGUUUCAACAAGUUGCAGCACGGGGAACCUCACCGUCAACAACCACUGUCCAUCAAGAGUAUUCAGUGAAUUCUCUGUCUGCUCCAGCCACCUCAGUUUCAACUGAAAUAAGUGAGUCUCCAGCGACGAAGAAAAAUUAUGAUGUUGAAUGUGGGGAAGUUGAUAGAGAUAUCAAGAAAGUGAACCGCGGUACAAGCACUAGAAUAGCAACAUCUUCAGGAUCCACAUCAUCUCGUCGCCGGUCAUCUCGAAGGUUAAGUAAUAAGGAUUGAGACAUUUUCCCAGUAAUUUUUGAUCCCUAGUUUGUCACAUCUUGUGACAUGGUUGAGUUCUAAUUAUCAGUGAGAGAGGUUGCCUGACAGUUAACAUGUAAGAGAAGGUUUUACAAUUUUUAUCCCAAGAUGGCGCAUCUUAUGAGGCAUCUGGGCUGGAUGAAGUCCCCAUUUUUUGGUUUGAGGUACUCGUUUGUUUGGUCUAACCCAAAAGAACGCGUGAAGGUGAUGCAUAACCACAGAAAGUUGUUGGCCUGAGUGUACGACUACCUUGUAUUCUCUGGGUUACUUACUGCAGCUCCCUUGAUUCUAGGAGUGAAGGCUUGUGUACCUUGUUGGGAAUGUGCUCUUUCUGAUUAAUGUCAAGACACGAUUGUAAGCUGUUUACUGCCAAUUAAGAUGAAUUGUUCUUUGUAAUUUUUGUCUUAAUUCGCCUUGGCUUUCUUGCUA
Rhodamnia argentea is the source of this 1643-nucleotide messenger RNA. Its product is annotated as kinetochore protein SPC25 homolog. The coding region runs from base 255 to 1193 and encodes 312 amino acids. NCBI's taxonomy places the organism in Eukaryota, Viridiplantae, Streptophyta, Magnoliopsida, Myrtales, Myrtaceae. Gene Ontology annotation, biological process: chromosome segregation. The record is from RefSeq and is a predicted model, not a curated record. Gene Ontology annotation, cellular component: Ndc80 complex. The transcript is spliced from 8 exons.